Messenger RNA from Penicillium canariense, 279 nucleotides. RefSeq lists its product as uncharacterized. NCBI's taxonomy places the organism in Eukaryota, Fungi, Ascomycota, Eurotiomycetes, Eurotiales, Aspergillaceae. The coding region runs from base 1 to 279 and encodes 92 amino acids. The transcript has a single exon. The record is from RefSeq and is a predicted model, not a curated record.
AUGGCCUACCGGCGAGACCCCGGUCACACACUGGGGCAUGCCGCCCGUGGAUAUCUUCGAGCUAGGGAAAUUCUGGAGCGUCUCCAAGGUAUGCAGCGCUAUGCUUCCACAGACACCCGCCUCAACUCCAGCCUCACCAUCGAAUUCAACCGCUCCACCGCAUCAACCUCUAAGUCCGGCCUCAACAUCACGCGCUUUAUCUCGAACGGCACCAAUGUGUUAAACUCCAAUAUCUUCGGUGGCAGGGCUUCGCGCCUGCUACCCAUCAUCGUGAAGUAA